GGGAAGGAAGCCAGACUGGAGAACGGUAUAAAGGGUGCCCUGGCCCCUGCUCAGCUCAGCACUCCACUAGAAGCCUCUCCAGCCGUCUACCGUGAGUCUGGUUGACCUAAAGCAGCUUCCAAGAUGUCCCAGCAGCACAUUCUGCCAGUGACCCUGCCCCCUGCUCUCAGUCAGGAGCCCCUCAAGCCUGUUUCUCCUCCCACUGAUAUCCAGCAGGAGCAAGUGAAGCAGCCAACUCCACUGCCUGCCCCGUGCCAGGUGGCCUCCGAGCUCCCAGGGGAGGUUCCCUUGGAGAAUGGGGAGAAACAUACACCUCUUGUGAAGGGGGUGCCCGAGCAAGAGUGUGAGCCGCAGCAGCAGGAACAGCAUCUGGAAGAGCAGCAGCAGCAAGAGUCACAGGAGCAGAAACUGCACCUUGGACAGCCACAGCAGCAGGAGUCACAGGAGCAGAAGCUGCCCCUGGGACAGCACGUGGAACAGCAGCAGCAGCAGGAGGAGCCACAGGAGCAGGAAGCGCAGAAGCAGCAACAGGAACAACACGAGGAACAUCACAAAGCGGAAAACCUGGACCUGCAGCUGGAGCAGGAGAAAGCACAAAGGGAGAAGCAGCUCCAAGAACAGCUGGAACAGGAGAAGAAGCUCUUGGACCAACAACUGGAUCAAGAGCUAGCAAAGAGAGGUGGGCAACAGGAGAAGAAGGAAGAGCAGCUGCUGGAGCACCUGGAGAAGAAGGAAGAGCAGCUGCUGGAGCACCUGCAGAAGAAAGAAGAGCAGCUGCUGGAGCACCUGGAGAAGAAGGAAGGGUCUGCAGAGCAGCAGGAGGGGCAGCCGGAGCAGCCUGCAUUUGUCCCAGCUCCCGGCCAGGUUCAAGAAACCCAGCCAGUUCAGCCACUGAAGGGAGAGGUCUUGCUCCCUGCAAAACAGCAGCAGCAGUAGAAGCAGUAGGUGCAGCGGGCCCCCAAACAUAAGUAACCACUCCCAGUGUCCCAGAGGCCAUCCCACAUAAGAGAAGAGAGAACCAGUGGCCUCGCUUACCUCAGGUCCCCAGCUUGGGUGGCCCACCUCAUCUGUGAACCUGCCGGACCCUGUCCUUCUGCAUAUCCCUUUGACGGGGUGGAGGGGAAGGGGAAGUUAUUGCCCAGCACCCACCCUUAAUGAUCCCAAUCCCAACCUCAGGCGGCCAGAGCCUCUGCCUGAGGAGACAGUUUCUACAGCAACUCUGACUUCAUCCCCAGUAUUAUAGCUGAAUCUGUGAGCAUGUACAAUAAUACAGAAUAAAUCCUGGAAGUCCUGGGA
Messenger RNA from Equus quagga, 1296 nucleotides. It is a transcript of the gene IVL, whose product is annotated as involucrin. The transcript has 2 exons. The record is from RefSeq and is a predicted model, not a curated record. Lineage: Eukaryota; Metazoa; Chordata; Mammalia; Perissodactyla; Equidae. Bases 124 to 936 code for a protein of 270 amino acids.